CGGUGCACCGUGAACGCGUCAGGAGUCGCCGAAGAUGGCGGCAUUUCCCGAUUCCUUGAAGUGGUCCGCCGACCCUUGGCCGCGCGCGCCGUGACGCCUCCCGAGCGCGUGGGGUUUCCCGGAGCCGAGUGCAGGGUUACCGCGCCCAUCUCUGCUGUUUGAUGGCCGCAGGAAGACGCCGCUGAGAUCCCGACGCCCGCCGAGGAAGGAAGAAGAAGAAGAAAAAAAAACGGACGACGACGCCGCUAGAACGAAGGGAUUUUGUGCGGUUCAGGUGGACAUUUGUUGAGUUUUCACGCGGGACUCUAAAGCACCUAUUCUAGGGGUAAAACACCGCCUCGUAGCUGCUCGACCGUGCCGGUUGUGUGUGCGUGCGCCCCCGCCACCCAACCCCCCCCCCCACUUCGGCGGGUCAAAACUGUUCGUUCGGGGAGUGCCGCUCUUCGCUAGCAACGCUUGAGCUACAUCCGAACGCCCCGACUGGAGAGAGGAGAAGACGAGCUUUUCUUGUUUCCAGCUAAUGUGAUUUUUUUUUCCCUCUCCAAGCGCUGAUUCCAUCUGAAAGCAGAGAGUCUAGGCGGCGGAGCGAAGCACACCAUUAGCAGAGGAAAAUGAGUGAACUGGAUCAGCUACGCCAGGAGGCUGAGCAGCUCAAGAACCAGAUCCGAGAUGCCAGGAAAGCGUGUGCUGAUGCUACCCUGUCUCAGAUUACAGCUAACAUUGACCCCGUUGGCCGAAUUCAGAUGCGCACUCGCCGGACACUGAGGGGGCAUUUGGCUAAAAUCUAUGCCAUGCACUGGGGCACUGAUUCAAGGCUUUUGGUCAGUGCUUCCCAGGAUGGAAAACUCAUUAUUUGGGACAGCUACACCACAAACAAGGUCCAUGCCAUUCCGCUGCGCUCCUCUUGGGUGAUGACUUGCGCCUAUGCCCCUUCUGGUAACUAUGUUGCCUGUGGGGGGUUGGACAACAUCUGCUCCAUCUAUAACCUGAAGACCCGCGAAGGAAAUGUGCGUGUUAGCCGUGAGCUGGCUGGACACACAGGUUACCUGUCCUGCUGUCGCUUUCUGGAUGACAACCAGAUUGUCACCAGCUCUGGAGACACCACCUGCGCUCUGUGGGACAUUGAGACUGGACAGCAGACAACUACGUUUGCUGGCCAUACUGGCGAUGUCAUGAGUCUUUCUCUGGCGCCCGACACCAGGCUGUUUGUGUCUGGGGCUUGCGAUGCCUCAGCCAAACUCUGGGACAUCAGAGAAGGAAUGUGUCGGCAGACCUUCACUGGCCACGAGUCGGACAUCAAUGCCAUUUGCUUCUUCCCCAAUGGCAAUGCCUUUGCCACAGGCUCAGACGAUGCCACCUGCCGGCUGUUUGACCUGCGUGCUGACCAGGAGCUGAUGGUGUACUCUCAUGACAACAUCAUCUGCGGUAUCACCUCUGUGGCGUUCUCCAAGAGUGGCCGCCUGCUGCUGGCUGGCUACGACGACUUCAACUGCAAUGUCUGGGACACUUUGAAGGCCGAUCGUGCAGGCGUCCUGGCCGGUCAUGAUAAUCGGGUGAGCUGCUUGGGUGUGACUGACGACGGCAUGGCAGUGGCAACAGGGUCCUGGGAUAGCUUCCUCAAGAUCUGGAACUAAGAGUCUGAAGAUAGUAUCCAGACUCCAAAGUGGCGUGGGAAGACCAUUCCAACAUCACAAUGUUCAAUUGUAUUGCAUAUCCAAUCUUUUCAAAACAACACGAUACUGACUCCAAACACCCCAAAAACUAUUAAGGGCAAAAUUCCUCUCUCUCUCUCUCUCUCUCGCUCCUUCCUCCUUAAAAGAGCACAAUUGUCUGUCACUCUCUCAGCUCCCAACUAUAUAGGUCAAGGGAAUUUGGUUGUCUCAAAAUGGAUGGAUGGAAAAUUGUGCAUUCCUCCCAUGACUGGAGGUUGAGUUGAAGAUUACGCAACCAGCGAUCUAACUCCUUAACAGCUUCUUGGCCAUCUUUCAAUGAUUUUCUUCCCUCCUCUCUUUUGACGUCGAUCCAUAGGUUGUCUGUUAAAAUGAGGAUCAAAUCUUUUGUUUUAUUUGCUAAUCUUUACAUGUUUUAAAGCACGUUUUAAUUUGAAAGCAUCCUUGGGAGUUCAACUUUAUCCCACUGGAGAACAAAGCGAGAGAAUUUUGCUUCAAUAUGGAGUCCCCGAGUCUACUUCUGGCCCUGCUGUAUAUUUAGACCCACCAAACUUUAAUUUUUUUUCUUCUUCUCUAGUGUAGUCCAGAAAUCUGUUUGCACAAAAAUGUAAACUUUGCAUAUAUAGAAUAUUGUCUAAAGAAAAAAAAAAAAACUAACCAAGCACAUGCUGUGAUAAAUGAAUGCUUGUUUUUAAAAUGCAAAAGAAAAAAAAAAGAAAACAUUUAACCAUUCUUACACCUUUUUGUCUGGCACCAGUCUAGACUAAUGAAAUGAAGAUUAAUCUAUUGGAUCAUAAUCCACCCGACCCUUUCUUUAUUUUAGUUUCACGUUUUUUUUUUCCUCCCCUUCUGUAGUUUUGUGUUGCUGUGGUAGGGACCACCGGGGUGGGGGGGAUGAAAGGCGGUUGCGACUGCUGAGGUUAGGGAAGUUGCUCCGCUUUAGCCAGACCGCGUUCCCGAACCUCCUCGAACAGGGAUGCCCAUUCCGUGCUUGGAAAUGCAGUUGCUACUCUGAAUGAUAUGUUGUAUAAAUCAAUGUUUGAAAAUAAUAUUGAAGCUUUUUAAGUUAAAAAAAAAAAAAAAACUUGAAAAAAAAUUGGUCGUCUGCCAUGGGUGGGUUAUCUCUUAGAAUCGCAUGCUGUAGAAUUGCUUAAAAGAUGCAUAUGAAAUUAAGUCUUGUUUUUCUUUGAGAAAAGAACCUGUUGAAUAUAUCAAUACAACGGUAUUUAUUUUUCCUCCCCCUCAGUUUUGACUUUUUUUUUUUUUUUUUUUUUUUGCUACUCCGUGCAUACAUAACAAAUGUCAAAACUAUGCACAUGAGAAGCAAAUCCUACAUUAUUAACAGUUGCUUAGUCCACACUUGGGAGGGAUUCCACAAAUUUAGAUGUAAAUUGUACACACUUGCAUAUAUAUACACACCCACGUCUAAUCACCUAAAACAUACCAAUGGGACAAAUUUUCAUCCUUCUGUAGCAAACAAAAUUUCACUUACAAAGAAAAACAUUUUCUAACUUUUUUUUUUCUGUCCUUUAAUAAAAAAAAAAAAGAUCUUGCAGCAUCUGGAUGGCAGACUUUUGUUCCCUUCUCCUUGUAAACAGACCCUCUUCCUUUUAGCAUUAGUGCCGUUUUUUUUCUCUGCAAAAUUCUGUACAAAAUUAAAAGAUGUGCUGUAAUUGUGCGUUAGGCCUGGAGUUGGCAAAAAAAAUAAAACAUUAAAACCGAAUAAAAAAAUUUCCCCCCCAAAAAAUCCCCUUUCUCCAUCAAAUAACUGUAGAGCUCUGCACCCCCCUUCUAUUCCCUUUUCACCUUUUGUAUUUAAUUUUCAAGUCAGUCAGUGUACAACCGAAAGCUGGAUGCAAGAUAGAAACUAUAUUAAAAUGUACUGUUAUUUAAGAUGUAAUAAAAAGCAGUUUGAGAUGA
Syngnathoides biaculeatus (alligator pipefish) is the source of this 3590-nucleotide messenger RNA. RefSeq names its product guanine nucleotide binding protein (G protein), beta polypeptide 1a (gene gnb1a). Lineage: Eukaryota; Metazoa; Chordata; Actinopteri; Syngnathiformes; Syngnathidae. Gene Ontology annotation, cellular component: cytoplasm; heterotrimeric G-protein complex. Bases 612 to 1634 code for a protein of 340 amino acids. Gene Ontology annotation, molecular function: protein binding; signaling receptor complex adaptor activity. The record is from RefSeq and is a predicted model, not a curated record. Gene Ontology annotation, biological process: G protein-coupled receptor signaling pathway. The transcript is spliced from 11 exons.